Penicillium angulare is the source of this 1755-nucleotide messenger RNA. Its product is annotated as trichothecene efflux pump. The transcript is spliced from 8 exons. NCBI's taxonomy places the organism in Eukaryota, Fungi, Ascomycota, Eurotiomycetes, Eurotiales, Aspergillaceae. The coding region runs from base 1 to 1755 and encodes 584 amino acids. Gene Ontology annotation, molecular function: transmembrane transporter activity. The record is from RefSeq and is a predicted model, not a curated record. Gene Ontology annotation, biological process: transmembrane transport.
AUGGCUACUUUCAAGUCUCAAGCUGACGCCGAAGCCGUUUCUGUCCCUGCUAGUCCCACCACCAUGUCGAGUGCUCAACAGGCUGUGAAUCUUGAGGAGCUGCCGGCCGGUUACUACCGCAGCAAAAACUUCCUCGGUUCUCUAGCUGGUGUCUGUUUGAUGGCCAUCAGUUUGUAUCUAGGUUACACCUUGCCAGUUAACAGUUUGACUGCUAUCAAUGCGGAUCUUGGCCCAGACCCCAGCUACAGCAUGAUCACCACCAUGUUCACGCUUAUUUCUGGUGUUGCUGUACUGUUGGUCGGACGAUUUGGCGAUAUCUUCGGACGUCGUUAUUUUCUAAUUGGUGGUCAAUUCCUUGGUCUCAUUGGUGCUAUUGUCUGCGCGACUGCUAAGAACGUUCCUACUGUUAUUGGAGGAAGUGCGCUCUGCGGUCUUGCAGCUUCUGUCCAAUUGACCUUUUCGUUCGUUAUUGCGGAAUUGGUACCUAACCGAAUGCGUCCUCUUGUCAACGCCGGUAUUUUCAUCACCACUUUGCCAUUUGCAGGUUUCGGGUCUUUAAUUGCCAAAUUAUUCAUUGCGAACACCGCUCAAUCAUGGCGCUGGAACUACUAUUUGAACAUCAUCACGUGUGGUCUAUCAGUUAUUCUUUUCUUCUUUUGCUACUUCCCCCCUGGAUGGGAGACCAAGCACAAAGGUCAAAAUAGACUCCAGGCUGUGAAGGAGUUUGACUAUCUUGGUUUUGUUCUCUACGCCGCUGGUCUUAUUCUGGUUCUACUCGGACUUUCUUGGGGAGGCACAUCUUAUGCGUGGAGCUCGGCACACGUAGUUGCCGUUCUUGUCGUUGGAUUCGUUUCCCUGACAGUCUUUGUCCUCUAUGAAAUCUUUGUCCCUCUCAAGCAACCACUGCUGCCGAUGUCACUGCUGAAUAACCGCGGAUACAGUGCGACCGUUUGCUCUGCACUGGUCGGAAACAUGGUAUACUUUGCUCUGAGUCUGUUGUGGCCGCAAGAAAUUGAGGCUCUGUUUACAACCGCCAACAUCAAGUCUGGUUGGUUAUCGAUAACCACUGGACUUGGAGUCAUUAUUGGAGAAAUCUUGGCUGGUGCUUUGAUGAAGCCCAUCGGUUUUUCAAAGUAUCAACUCAUUGCGUCCACUGUUCUCAUUACAGCUUUCUCCGGUGCAUUGGCCGCCGUCAACCAGGAUAGACAGGCAUAUGGAGUUGCGUUCACUGCUAUUGCAGGAUUGGCUGUCGGUUAUCUAGAGCUCAUCACCCUUAUUAUGUGUCCACUCUAUUGCAAGCCCGAGGAUAUCGGUUUAGCAAGUGGAUUCUUGGGAUCAGCAAAGCAGGUUGCAGGAACAAUUGCCACCGCUAUCUACGUCGCCAUCCUCGAUAACCGGAUCGCUACGACCCUCCCUGACGAUGUAUCUGCAGCGGCUUUGAACGCAGGCUUGCCAAAGUCCUCACUCACAGACUUGUUGACUGCUGUCUCUGCAGGCAGUGCCUCUGCUAUGGAAGCUGUUCCGGGUAUCUCAGACAGUAUUAUCCUUGUUGUUACCAGUGCAACCAAGACGGCCUAUUCCCAGGCUUAUCGUACCGUUUUCCUGGCGAGUAUUGCUUUCGGUGGACUCGCCAUCGUUGCUGCGUUGUUCUCGGUCCCGAUGGAUGAUAAGCUUAACAAUGCUGUCGCUGCAAAGCUAUCAGGAACGGGGGCCAGCGACGAGGGGUUGACUCAUAAUGAAAAGGAGGAGAACUAA